AAAGCAACCGCGCCUUUUUUUUUUUUUAUCUUUUUCUUUUGAAACCUUUCGGAAAGGAUUAUGAUAAAGCCGAUAUUUUCCUUGAUAUCUCAUCGAUCAGUAAAAGCUUUACAAUAUCGAACAAUAAUAACAACAACAAAACCAAAUGUUUGGGUAGUCACUAAUGGUGGUAUUGAAUCUACUUUACAAGCUGCUACUAUUGGAAAACAUCUUGGAAAUCUUACAGUCAAAACUAUUGUAUCAACUCCUCUUUUAAGGUUAUUUCCAUUGGUGAUUCAAAAGUAUAUUGUAGACUGGGGUUUGAAAAGAAAAAAGGAGAAUGGAUUAAAAAAACUUCCUUGGUAUCUUGAAGGAAAUGAUGAUCAAUUGGAUGGUCCUUUACCUGAUUAUGUCGUUUGUAGUGGUGAUGAUGCUGUACCUGGAUGUUUACAAGUAAUCAAAUCAUUUCCAUCAAAACAUCCCUUUUCAGUUUUCCUUGGAUUUACAAAUUUACCUUUUAUCCACUUUGAUCAAGUGGUGAUACCAAAAUAUGAAGCAAAUGUGAAAAUGGCCAAAUUGGGACCUUUGGCACAACAAAAGAAUUGCAUAGUGACAGAAGCACCGAUAGUGGAUUCUUCUUUAUGGCCCAUGUCUCCGAAAUCAAAAAAAGUUUAUACUGAUUUACUUCAUCAUCUAUCUUUUCAAAACAAUUCUGAUUUGACUGUAAUAGUGAUUGGUGGUCAUACAUCUCAAUGUCGAUGGUAUACUGAAAAUGCUCUUAACUUGGUUGAUAAUAUGAAGAGAAUGGUGACUCAAUUGGAUACAAAUCUACUUGUGAUCUAUACUGAAAGAACAACACCUUUGAUCAAAACAACUAUACAAAAAAACAUCAAUAAAAGUAUUCCGGAUCAUGCCACAAGGGUUGUCACAUGGGAUUCAACAAUAAGUGGAUUGAAUGGAUUGGAAAAGAUGGAAGCAUAUGAUAACUUGAUUCAACAAGCUUCUAGGGUGGUACUAACCGCCGAUCUUGAUUAUAUCACUGCACAUGCUACCAUGAAAAGUAUAUAUUACAUUUGGUGGAUUAUGUAGAGGUCAUUUAUUACAAUUCCAUCGUUGGUUACGUGAACAUCGAUUGACAAGGAAAUUAAGAUUGGAUCGUAAACGAAAGAAAGCUUCAACCACUGAUCAUACUGAUGCAUUUAGUUAUCUUGGUCAUCAUCCCCCUUUUGGUACUGCUGCAAAAUUAUUCCCCACCUCCACCUUGAAUAAAAUCGCUCAUGAAGUAGAGACUAUUCGUCAGGAAAAACUUACUGGAAAACGACGCCAGGAUUAGGUAGAAUUGGAUUGGAGAUCAUUGUAUAUAUAGAUAGAUAGAUAGAUAAAUAGAUAAAUAGAAGUAUAGACAAAUAAUAUAUAUUUUUUUUUAUUUAUUGAAAUAAAAUUGGAUGAUGAAGUGC
Molecule: messenger RNA, 1436 nt
Organism: Halteromyces radiatus
Lineage: Eukaryota; Fungi; Mucoromycota; Mucoromycetes; Mucorales; Cunninghamellaceae
Exons: 8
Coding region: 61-1068 (335 amino acids)
Source: RefSeq, a predicted model, not a curated record